CUCCAAACACCUAACCGUCAGUUGCUAUUUACCCCAGAGGUUCUGGAUCGCCUGAUACGGGUUUCCAACCCUUCACUUUAUCCUUCCAGACCUACAACCGCGGUCGCCGGAAAGCGACUGCCUUGUCGCAAGAUGGGGAAGCUCAUUCGGCUCGAGCUCUUUAACUUCAAGUCAUAUAAGGGGCACCAUACCCUUCUCUUCGGCGAUGCUUAUUUCACGUCUAUUAUUGGACCUAACGGGUCCGGAAAGUCUAACUCGAUGGAUGCUAUUUCUUUCGUGCUAGGAAUCAAAUCAUCCCACUUGCGAUCUACGAACCUUCGCGAUCUUGUGUACCGCGGCCGUGUCCUGCGCACAUCGAAACUUGAUGCCGAUGGUAAUGUCAUUGACGAAGAACCGAACGGGCAAGACCACGCAGAAGACGGAAUCGAUGGGGAACAAUCACAAGACCCCAAUGGAGUGAAUGACCCGAAAACAGCUUGGGUUAUGGCAGUCUAUGAAGAUGAUGCUGGUGAGGAACAGCAAUGGCGCCGGUCGAUUACGAGCCAGGGAGUCAGCGAAUAUCGUAUCAACAAUCGCAUCGUGACCGCACAGCAAUAUAACGAGGCUCUUGAGACGGAGAACAUCCUAAUUAAAGCGCGUAAUUUCUUAGUCUUCCAGGGUGACGUAGAGGCAAUUGCGUCGCAGUCACCAAAGGAUCUUACUCGGUUAAUUGAGCAGAUUUCCGGCAGUCUGGAGUACAAGGCCGAGUACGAACGUCUCAAGGCGGAGGCGGAAGAGGCUGCGGAACAACAGACAGUUCAGCUCAACCGUCGGCGAGCCAUUAACUCUGAGAUCAAACAAUAUCAAGAGCAAAAGCGGGAAGCCGAAAAUUACGCCCGCAAAGCGGAGGAGCGCGACCAAGCUAUCAUCACUCAUAUCCUAUGGAAACUCUUCCACUUUCAACGUAUGAUCGACGAUUCGAGCGCGGAGAUUUUGAAAUACCAGGAUGAACUCAAGGAAUAUCGCCGGGGCGUCGAGAAGUACGAAAACAAUGUCGAAGAUGCAAAGAAGGCGCACGCGGCAGUUGGCCGGGAAGUAGCAAAGGCCGAGAAGAAUAUUACGAGGAAAGAGAAGGAUAUUGAGUUGGCCGCUAAUGAAUUGGUCCCGAUUGACGAGAAAGUCGACAUUACUAUGAAGAAGGUAGAGCGGUUCGCUUCUCGGAUUGCAGAGAUCGGCAAAGAGCGGGACUCCCAGUCGGCCAACGCUAAACGCCUCGAGAACGAUCUCAAAGUUAUUGAGAAGGCCCAGACUCUGUGGGAAGCAGAAUGGCAAAAGUCAAUGACCAAGCAAGGUGUUCAACUCAGCGAGGCCGAUCAACAAGAGUACAACAAACUCAAAGAGGACGUCAACAAGCGAUCAUCUGCGGAACAGUUAAACCUUGACAACUUGCGACGCCAAAUGAAGACUGAAGCCGAAGCCUAUAACAGCCUCAAAAGCAAGUUUGAGAGCACUGAGUGGCAGCUAAACACCUUAGAGUCGGAUACGCAAUCCUUGACUGAGCGCAAAUCCUCUAUCAAUGACACCAUAAAAACUACUUCUAAAGACAUCGAGCGCAAGAAGAAAGAGUUGAACGCUCUUACUUCCGAACGGCUACGCGUUUCUCAGAUGAGGACUGAGCUGGAGGAAAAACUACAAGUUGUAUUGAAGAAGCUUCUUGAGGCGGAUGAUGGCAAGAAGCAGACCGAGAAAGAGCUUAGGACAAAAGAACUUAUUUCAACUCUGAAGCGUAUCUUCCCUGGCGUGAAAGGCCGAGUCAGUGACUUGUGCAAGCCAAAGCAGAAAAAAUACGCUGAAGCUGUCGGCACUGUCCUCGGUCGGCAUUUUGAUGCCAUUAUCGUUGACAACGAGAAAACUGCCAAGGAGUGUAUCCAGCAUCUUCGCGAUCAGAGAGCCGGCCAGGCAACCUUCAUUCCUCUCGAGACUAUUCAAGUAAAGGCAUUCAAUUCUAAUCUAAAGGGUAUGCACAGAGGAAUGCGUCCGGCGAUCGAAACGGUGGACUAUGAUGAUUCUGUGGCCAGAGCUAUCAGCUACGCCUGUGGUAACGCUAUUGUGUGUGAUGACUUAGCGACGGCCAAGUACCUCUGCUACGAUAAGCACGUAGAUGCGAAGGCCGUUACUCUAGAUGGUACAGUCAUCCAUAAGGGUGGUUUGAUGACUGGUGGUCGAGGCCCUCAGCAAAACUCGAAGCGCUGGGAAGAUUCUGAGGUGGAAAAUCUUUUCAAGCUCAAAGACAAGUUGAUGGCCGAUCUUACCAAUCUUCCCAAGGGCCACCGCAGAGGUACCGAGGAAGAAACACUGCAGGGAGAGUUGGUUGGUCUUGAGCAACGCCUGGCCUAUGCCCGAGAGGAGCUCAAGGCACUUGAGAGGAACCUUCAAAGCAAACACAGUGAAUUGGACUUCGUUAAGCGCCAACUCGAAGAAGUGAGGCCCAAAUAUGUGGAGAAGCAGGAGCAAAUAGCGGAACUUGAGCAGACCAUCGCCGCAUCGCAGGAAACAGUCAGCAAUGUUGAAGAUGAAGUCUAUCAUAAAUUCUGCAAGCGCCUUGGAUACAGCAAUAUUCGUGAAUAUGAGGUCCAGCAGGGCUCUCUGCAUGAAGAGGCUGCUCAUAAGAAGCUUGAGUUCACAACGCAGAAGAGCAGGAUUGAGAAUCAACUCAGUUUCGAAAAGCAGCGCCUUCAGGUCACCCUUGAUCGAAUUGCCAGCCUACAGGCUCAACACCAACGAGAUCAGGACAUGAUUGAAGAGCUCCAAGAGGAACAAGAGCGCAUCCGUAAUCAAUUGGACGAGUAUAAUGCAGAGCUUGAUGUUCUUCGUGAGCGCCUCAAACAACAGAAGGAAGCCUACGCACAAUCUGCCGAGAACCUCGCACAACAUCGUAGGGAGCUUCAGAAGCGCAGCAGAGAUGUGGAAGCUACCUUGAAGAAUGUGAACGCACUAGAGGCAGAGGUCCAGCGUAAUUCAUCCAGCCGAUAUGCUCUCCUUCGGCGCUGCAAACUCGAGGAUAUUGACGUCCCAUUGACCGAGAGCUCGAAUUCGCUAGAUCAGCUCCCCAUUGAUGAGCUUGUUCAGGCAGCCGAUCCUGACGCCAUGGACGUUGAUGAAGAUGUGAGCGUUGGUGCGGUUCAGGACUAUGGCAUCGAGGUUGAUUUUGACUCUCUUGGAGAAACACUUAAGGAGGAGUCCGACGAAAAGCUUGAAGAGGAAUUACUAGAUAAAGUUCGGUCUUUGAACAGUGAGCUUGACAAGAUGGCUCCGAAUACCCGCGCAAUGGAACGCCUGGAGAGCGUGGAGAACAAACUCCGAAGCACAGAAAAGGACUUUGAAGAAGCACGGAAACGUGCUCGAAAAACCAAAGAAGACUUCGAAGAAACGAUGCGGCAACGAUCAGAGCUUUUCAACAAGGCGUUCACUCACAUUUCGGAGCAAAUCCAACCCAUCUACCGCGACUUGACAAAGAGUAGUAACUAUCCAUUAGGUGGACAAGCCUACUUGGACAUCGAAGACUCAGAUGAACCCUACCUUGAUGGUAUCAAAUACCAUGCCAUGCCACCGCUUAAACGUUUCCGAGACAUGGAGCACCUGUCUGGUGGUGAGAAGACAAUGGCUGCUUUGGCUCUUUUGUUUGCCAUCCAUUCGUACCAGCCAUCGCCAUUCUUCGUGCUGGACGAAGUCGAUGCUGCUCUUGACAAUACUAAUGUCGCUCGGAUUGCCAACUACAUCCAUGAUCAUGCUGCCCCGGGUAUGCAGUUCAUCGUCAUUAGUUUGAAGACCGGCCUAUUCCAGAACAGCGAGGCUCUGGUUGGAAUUUACCGAGAUCAGACUGAGAACAGCAGUAAAUCCUUGACUCUUGACCUCCGGAAAUAUAAUUAGACGGCCAGGACUGGUAUAUUCGUCUCCAGAGAAACCGUCAUUCUCUUUUUUGAUGAUAUGUAGAAUAGUGAUUGUUCUUGUUCCUUCGCGAUCCAUAGCUUGAUGGGUAGGACGAUUUACUGGCUCUUUCUUGCAACAGAAUAAUGGUUCGCUGUAGGCAAUUGAGUUG
Aspergillus alliaceus is the source of this 4078-nucleotide messenger RNA. Its product is annotated as cohesin subunit SMC1. Gene Ontology annotation, biological process: sister chromatid cohesion. Gene Ontology annotation, molecular function: protein binding; DNA binding; ATP hydrolysis activity. Gene Ontology annotation, cellular component: nucleus; cohesin complex; chromosome. The transcript is spliced from 6 exons. The coding region runs from base 133 to 3909 and encodes 1258 amino acids. The record is from RefSeq and is a predicted model, not a curated record. NCBI's taxonomy places the organism in Eukaryota, Fungi, Ascomycota, Eurotiomycetes, Eurotiales, Aspergillaceae.